Candidula unifasciata is the source of this 943-nucleotide messenger RNA. The record is from the annotation of a GenBank genome assembly. NCBI's taxonomy places the organism in Eukaryota, Metazoa, Mollusca, Gastropoda, Stylommatophora, Geomitridae.
AUGGCCACACUCUGCCGACGAUUUCGUGCUGCUUCGAAACAGGCACAAAAAUGGAGCCAUUUUUCCAGAUGCCUUUCCAUGACUUCCUCGUGCAGUGGACAACAGUUAACAGUACGUGAUGCGUUGAAUGCUGCCUUGGAUGAAGAAUUGGAGCGAGAUGAAAAGGUCUUUAUACUUGGAGAAGAAGUUGCUCAGUAUGAUGGCGCAUAUAAGGUCACCAGGGGACUGUGGAAAAAGUAUGGAGACAAGAGAGUAGUAGAUACACCAAUAACAGAGAUGGGCUUUGCUGGUAUUGCAAUAGGUGCUGCGAUGGCGGGACUGAAACCAGUUUGUGAGUUCAUGACCUUCAACUUUUCCAUGCAAGCUAUUGACCAGAUCGUCAACUCUGCAGCAAAGACUUUCUACAUGUCUGCAGGAACAGUUCCAGUGCCUAUUGUGUUUCGGGGACCUAAUGGAGCAGCUGCAGGUGUGGGCGCCCAGCACUCACAGUGUUUUGGAGCCUGGUACAGCCAGGUGCCGGGCCUGAAAGUCAUCUCUCCAUACUCUGCAGAGGACUGUAAAGGAUUGCUCAAGUCUGCCAUCAGGGAUCCUGAUCCAGUUGUGUUCUUGGAAAAUGAGCUAAUGUAUGGUGUCAACUUUGAUGUCUCCGAUGAAGUCAUGUCUAAAGAUUUUCUACUUCCAAUUGGAAAAAGUAAAGUAGAGAGACAAGGAAAGCAUAUUACAUUAGUGGCUCAUUCCAAACCAGUAGGACUGUGUAUAGAGGCAGCGAAUGAGUUGGCAGGGAUAGGCAUUGAGUGCGAGGUGAUUAACUUGAGAACAUUGAGACCUCUCGAUGAUGAAGCAAUUAUUAAAUCUGUAAUGAAGACCAACCAUCUGGUGACUGUGGAGGGUGGAUGGCCUCAGUGUGGCAUUGGAUCAGAGAUUGUAGCCAGGAUUAUGGAAA